Messenger RNA from Asterias rubens (European starfish), 3357 nucleotides. Its product is annotated as rhodopsin, GQ-coupled-like. Gene Ontology annotation, molecular function: G protein-coupled receptor activity. The coding region runs from base 1449 to 2426 and encodes 325 amino acids. Gene Ontology annotation, cellular component: membrane. The record is from RefSeq and is a predicted model, not a curated record. The transcript has a single exon. Lineage: Eukaryota; Metazoa; Echinodermata; Asteroidea; Forcipulatida; Asteriidae. Gene Ontology annotation, biological process: G protein-coupled receptor signaling pathway.
GACACAAUUGCAUCUGACACCGGCCACAUGUUUAAAACAAAUCUGUCUGAUCGUGUAUAUUAUACACGAUAACUCAAAACUUGGAGCCCAAUUUCAUAGAGCUGCGUGUUAGUUCAGAAAAUCUUGCUUGAUAAAAUCUCUGCCGCAGAAACGAUUAGGAUACCAGUCACAAAUCAUGGUAACAUGGUAAUUUGGCUAGUAACCUUAUAAUUAUUCUGGUAAGCAUAAUGUUGUUGUGCUAAGCUGCUUUUGUGGUAAGCAGCUCUAUAAAUUUGGGCCCAGGUAAAACAAAUACUGUUCUAUUCCAAGUGCGACGCACGUCUUUGUGGUAAUUUUCGAAACAAUGACGUCAUCGGGCUGCCUAAUAAUUGGAGGCAACACGCUGAUCAAUGCAAACUCACAGCUGUGGCACUCUUCGAAAUCACGGCGUCGGGCUAAGAUUCCAACAGUGGGCUCCAUCAACAAUUUUGAAAACGUAUGGUUUUUGCAGGGGACUUCAGACAGGCGAGCAAAAGACCCAACUUAAGAUGCCUUGCCAUUUGCAAAUAUUAUAGAUUAAAGACUAGCCUAAAACAAUUCCCUUUUAACCACUUUCUUUCUGUUUCGUUAUCGCUCUCAUGACCUCUCCCAUUGGUUUCACGUUACAAAACACCGAGGUAUCAGCAUAGUGUAUAAACAAUGGAAUUUACAUAAUGCUUGUAAAUCUAAGCGACGAUCGUUAAGUUGUUUACUUUGCUGCCACACGGCUAGAAAUCAAGUCCCUCAUUCCGUAAUGCUAAUUUGUAUUUCACACACAGUUCACGGUUGGACGUGCGAAAAGGUGGCGACCGUCCAGUUUCAUCUAUGGAGGACACUUUAUUUUUGAUUGAAUGGCUGAUUUUGUGACUCGUAGAACGAUAAUAAACGGUAUCACAAGUUUUGUUAUUGGGAAAACUAAUCUGACAAACGGACUAAUGAAGUCAAGACAUCGAAGUACUGGGCGCUUUUGUGGUGUGAGACUGCUUUAAGUUGGCGGCCUUGCAGUUUUUACCCCACGGUAAAACUAGUGACAAACGGACUGAUGAAGUCAAUACAACGCGUAGGCCUACUACAUAUUGUGACCACUUGAGACUUUCUUGAAGUUUAUGUCCUUGCAUAAUGUACCUCAACACAACCUUUUGAUGGGCAAAUCGAGUAAGUUAGUGUGGAAUUGCUAGACUUUUAUUGUUGAAAUGGCACCGUCAUUUUGAAAUCGCUGAUCCACACAGAAGGCCUUUACGGAGAACAGUGUUGAUUGGAGUUAUACAAUCUUAAAUUUUGCAUACCUGGAAAGGAUAUCGACUACUUGAUUGGCCAAGUGGUUUCAUGGCCGCCUGCAAACUAACUCAUUGACAACUUUAAGGAGUUUUGAAGAAGUAUCGAAAUUGGAUGAAUUGAGAGGCUCUUUGUUAACGACCAUUUACUUCAAUAUGGAAUCCAACACAGUUACAUCAUGGGACGUGUUCCUGUGCGUUCUCUUUGGUCUAAUGGCGUUCUGUAUUAUCUCAGGCAACAUCUUCUGUCUAGUCGUACUUCGAGGCGUUAACAGCGUACACCAGUCCACUAAGGUCAUGAUGGCAUCUCUCUCUGUGGCCGAUCUCUGCUUCGGAGUCUUCGUGGUCUUGCCUGUAAUCGGCACUGUGGCAGUAGGCACCAUGCCAUAUGGUAUGACCUUCUGUACCAUCUUCGCAUUUGCAGGGGUUUUCUUCCCACGUGCUGGGAUUGCCUGUAUCUUGGUCAUCAACGUAGAUCGUUUCAUAGCCAUCUCAAGACCACUACACUACUUUAAGAUCGUCAACACACGUAGAGCAGUGUUCGCCGUAGUCAUAGCGUGGUCCAUCGCCCUCUCACUGACGUGUUUGUUGGCGUUUCUACCAGGAAGCGAUACAGUAUACCAUGGUCAGUUCCACAUGUGUUUCUUCACCAGGGCGGUAUCCUCAAAAAGCUCCAGUACGUACCUUGUGGGCGUCAUUCUGAUCGUGGUCAGCAUAGCUCUCCCGAUUCUGGUCAGCACAGUGUUGUAUGCGCUUAUCUGUAGGAUAGCUCGCAGGCAUACCGAAAGGAUGACAGUCUCAGGUGGUGGGUGUGUCAUUGUUACCUUGGAAUCACUCUCGACUUCAGACACGGGAAGCAACAAGGGCUCCACCAACCGACCUUCGAUCAAAUCAAAUACCAAAGCGGCUAAAACUUUCUUCAUCGUGACAGCUGGGUUUGUGGUCGCCUGGUUGCCCUUCUUGAUCAUACUCAUGUAUGAAGGGUUGGAGAAUACCGUCGUUCCCCGUUGGUUAGCAGACCUGGCACUGAUAGCCGUCUUCUCAAGCAGCUGGUGGAAUGUCGUCAUCUUCUACGUCAGAAAUGCUGGGUUUCGCAAGAGGGCAAUGCAGUUGUUACGUUUACGGCGUGGUUGAGUGUGAUGAGGGGCGGCCGGUUCACUCACGAACUAGGGAUGGUUUGCUUUUUGUGAAAUCUUAACUUUAUAAGUGAAUUCUAAACUUUUGCUGUUUCCUUUAAAAUAAAAAUGUUGAUGAUAGGCUAUAGGCCUAUACUUGUGUUUUUGUCGAUUAUAAUGCUUCAAUAUAAGUCUUUUCCUAAGUACAGUUCAAUAUACGCAAGCAAAAUAAUUAUAUAGUAGUUUAAUCGGGAAUCAUCAAUACUCCACCGUUUGGUUAACUGAGAGAAAUAAUACCUAGUAUGUAAAUCUGCAUCUUUGAUUUACGUUCAGAGAUGCUAUGGUGUAUUAUUUUUGUAGCACAUGGCCAAUAUUGGUAACUUAGAUUUUAGAUGUACCUCCUCACGACCGCCAUACCGUGUCAAUCUACUUGUUGUACUUACUUCGAUUCAAAAUUAUUUUCCUCAAACCCACAUGGGGAGUUGGUUGUUUCAUUGCUAAUGCGAUUUUUUUAACAGGACUUUUGUCUUCUUCAAAACAGUUUUUAAGUUUUCCACAUAAAAAUUAAUGAGACUAUCAUGAAUAAUAAUAUACUUUUGUAUGUGCGUAUACGACCGUCAAACGUGUAUUUAAUUAGAGGGCAAGAACUUAACUGAUUUAUAAAGGAGCACUUGGCAGCUGAGCCCAUUUUGCGAAAACCAAACUAAGCAAGUAAAAGAUUAUGAAGAUUUUGGAGUUAAAGUCAUUAUCUCACAGCAUGCCAAUUAUUGGAAAGUGUAAUGAUUCUGGUCACCCGGCUGACAGCUGCUACCAACGGCAGUAGAACACGUGUUAAAAAGACCGGGGAACGGCAACGGUCAUGCAGUGGGUUGUUAAUUUAUAUCACCCAACUGGGCCAAUUUCAUAAAGCUGUGAAGCAGAAAAUACUGCUGAACAAAUUUCUUUGCUAA